This is a messenger RNA of Jatropha curcas, 1961 nucleotides long. It is a transcript of the gene AGG3, whose product is annotated as guanine nucleotide-binding protein subunit gamma. The record is from RefSeq and is a predicted model, not a curated record. Lineage: Eukaryota; Viridiplantae; Streptophyta; Magnoliopsida; Malpighiales; Euphorbiaceae.
UCCAGGUAUGUGAAGGAGAGAAUAUAAGGGCGGAGAGUGAAUGUACAAGAGUUGCACAUUCACAGUUCAUGAGAGCUUACUCCUUGUGGUCAUUGUUUCUGGGUUGUCUCAAAAUCAGAGCUGAUUUCUUUCACUGUGGAGACUCCUCUCUCUCUCCUUCCAUUUCCAUUACAUUUGCCCUUUUCUCUCUCCUACGCACCCAUCACGUGUCCAUCUCAGGUACUACAUCGUGCUUUUCGCUUCUCCUCUGCAUCCACCACCCCACCAUCGCGACACUUACUCAGAAAAUAAUACACCCUCUCUGCACUGCUCAGAUCAAUACUCACUCAAAUUCGAUCGCAAAACUCUUUUCUUUUUUAUUUUCUUUUUUAAUCAAAAUGGUUUCUUUCGUACUCUCAGACUUGCAGGCUUUUCCACAGCCGUCUUUACCAUUAUUACCACUAUCAUUAUUACCAUGCACAAAGGUUAUUUCUCCAGAAAAUAUCACAUCUCUCUCCCCUCCACGCACUGUCUGUGACAGUAAUCACUCUCUUUUUAUCCUUAUUAUUCAUCUUUUUUACUCUUCCUUAAUUCCCCAUUAAUCUUUCUUCUGCAACAAUAAACCUCUUGCAUCUGCUAUAAAUGCAGCCUUAUUUACAUUCAUGUACUGUUUUGCUCUUCUUCUUUCACCCUCUGCCCUCUGCUCUGCUCUGCUCUGUUUUUUUUCUUUAUGUAUAAUUUUUAUUUUUAUUUUUAUUUUCUGGGUCGCAAUUAUCCUUGUCAGAUCAUGUAAUUACUGCCUCUGCCACAUACAAAACUUUCUUUUCGUUUUACUAUAGCAUUCACACCUAACAUUACUUGCUCGCUUCUUGUUUGUCCCUUACUAUUUGCUACUACCGGUUGCUUUGUUACUUCUUCUACUAGUACUACUUGUUUAGUCUCUUUUCUGCAUCUCUUUCUUCGAGUUUUUUUGUGGUGUAAUUGUUUUUCUUGGAAAGAGAGAAAAGAGUAAUGGCUGAAAGUGACAGAGAAGUUGCUGCUGCUGCUAAGUCGGCUCGCUCUUCCUCUCUGCCGUCCUUGCCGCCGCCUUGUCCCAAGUCUCCGCCGGAGUAUCCUGAUUUGUAUGGCAAACGCAGAGAAAUGGCUAAGGUGCAGAUGCUUGAGAGAGAGAUCGGUUUUCUUGAGGAAGAACUAAAAUCUGUUCAAGGCCUUCAUCCUGCAUCCAGAUGCUGCAAAGAGAUAACUGAUUUUGUAGUGGCAAAUCCAGAUCCUUUAAUACCUACAAAUCGGAAGAAACGAAGGUCUUGCAGAUUCUGGAGGUGGCUAUGUGGAAUACCUUGUUUUAAUUUCUCAUGGAUUUGUUGUUGCUGCUGUUCGGGAUGUUCUCUUGGUCUAAACUUGCCGCGCUGCUGUCACUGUGGAUGUAGUGACUGUGGUCUAAGUAACUGCUGUCGCUGCGGGUGUAGUGACUGUGGUCUAAGUAACUGCUGUUCGUGUAUCCGUUGCCCAGCAACCAAGUUGAGGUGUUGCUCUUGCUUUAGCCCUUGCCCAUGCUCUUGCUCUUGCACUUGCUCUUGUCCGAAGUCCAAUUGCUGUAGAAAGAUCUCAUGCAGCAGUGACUGCUGCAAUUGUCAAUUGCCCUCUUGUCCAGAUUGCUCAUGCUCUUGUUGCAAAUGUUCAUGGCCAAAAUGCAAAUGCAAUUGCAAUUGCUUUACAUGGUUAUGCUGUUGUCCUAAAUGGACAUGCUGUGCUCUUAAAUGUCCUAAACGACCUAAAUGUCCUAAGGUACGUCUUUCUUGCAAUUGUACAAAAAUCUCUUGUAAUCCAUGCUGUCUAUUCUUUUAGCAAAUUAGUGAAGCAUGCACUUGUUUUCUCUUGUAAUACAAUUCAAUUUCUUCACAUAUUAUAUUUUUGAAAAUUUUCAUAAGUUAGUUUUCUCUUUGGCUAAGACACUAAUACACGAUAAAAGGAUUGGAAUAAAU